AUGACUCCCCGGUUGCCUCAACUCACGCCGUUACUCCCACUGCUCCUGCUGCUGCUGUUCGCGAUGGACUGCGCCGCUGCGGACCGCCGUGCGUUUGACGAGGCGACGCGGAGCAGCGACUCGCCGCCGGCUGCGGUGGUGCGUGAGGUGCCGCGGAGGGGGCAGGGCGCGGCCCAGGUGUACACCGUCGUCGCAGCGGUAGCGGCAGGAGAAAAGAGCAACGAGGGCUGGGCGCCCAUCCGCAUCGUGGUGUCCACGGAGGACCUGAGGGACCCAACUAAGUACUGCACGGCGCAGGAUGAGAGCAAGCCGGACCUUAAGGGCGGGGCUGGGGAUUGUGCGGAGCAGUACGUUCUGGACGCGGCAAGGAAGAGCACCCUUGUGGACGCGGUCAUCCCUGUGGCUGUCCAGCUGCACGCGGAGCGCCUGCUCGUUCAGCGCGUGGAUGGUUUGUUGCAGGUGCCCCAGUUCACUGACACGUUUGGGCGGUGCCAGCACUUCAAACUCCCCGAUGAGCACAAAACAACGGGAGUUGCCAAUGCGGACAUGGUGCUCUACGUGGCUGCCGGGGCGAGUGCCGAGACGUGGGCGGUCCCGUGUGCCGUUGGGUCAAACGGUCGUCCAGUUGCCGGUGCGCUGCACGUCUCACCUUGUCAACGGUUGUCUGUCAUGCACUCUGCCCGCGUCGCUGCGCAGGCCAUCGGUCAUGCGCUCGGCUUCGGCGUGCAGCAGAUGAGGGCGCAGAACAUGUUGUUGGAGGACGUCACUGAUGUGCGCGGCAACCCCAGCCCUGUGACGGUGGUGAAGUCACCCGCUACGCUGGAAAAGACGAAGGCGCACUACGGCUGCGCCGAACUGCAGGGCAUGGAGCUGCUCAGGAAGAAGCACGCCAAGGUGGAGAGAGUCUACUGGUCGCCGCGCAACGCGAAGGACGAGUUGAUGAGCCUUCUUGGUGGGCUCACCGCCGGCCUCUACACCGCGCUGACGAUGGCGGCGUUUGAGGGCCUCGGCUUCUACAGGGCCGUGUGGGGGUGGCGGAGCCGAUGGCGUGGGGCAACGGCUCCGGCUGCGACCUCCUCAAGAGCCCGUGCUCGGAGAGCAGUCCCGCCAAAUACCCCGGCAUGUUCUGCGACAAGGAAACCGACAAAACUUUUCGCUGCACGUCCAGCCGUCAAGCCAUCGGGCCAUGUGGUCCGAAUAUUGCUAAAGGCAGCGGUGCCAGGAGCGAAACGUGCUCAGUUGUUGGGCCGGAUUCGGGCCCUUCAGAGCCUUUUUUUUUUUUGCAGCGUGAAGGGAGAGGAGCGCAUCCCCGGCUCCCUCCACGGAAGUGGCUCGUGGUGCCUCGAUGCGGAAGCACUCAAGUUGAAGGGUACUGAGAAGACCAAGUUGGACGGCUACAAGUUGCACGCGGUGUGUGCGGAGGUGCAGUGCGGUGAGGGCGGCACGGUGAAGGUGAAGUACCUCGGCGCCGCUGAGUAUGCGCUGUGCCCCGAGGGAGAAGCAAUCGAUGCGGCGCUGGAGGGUUUCGCGGCAGGCGCGAGGAUCAAGUGCCCGAAGUACGAGGAGGUGUGCACCAUCGCCGCCAACGGCAGCAGCCUCGUUGUUCCGCGCGUGUUGAGUGGAGCAGAGCAGGCGAAGGGUGCGGCAGUUGGGCCGCCCGGUGCGGAGGCCACUGGCGGGGCCGCGGGUGGGGUUUCUUCCGGUGCAAAGGCAGCGGCGGGGUCAGCGGCGCCCCCCGUGGCCCCCAGAGACAGGGGAGCCGAAGAAUAUGGCUCUGUCUUUUUGCUUCCCCUCUUUCCUUCCUUCGUUUUCUUUUUAUGUGCCCCUUCUUUGCUGCUGGUGUUUUGCCUGUUCCGCCAGUUGCUCCAUCGAGUUUUUUUUUUAAUCUUGGGCGGCGCGUGUUGA
Molecule: messenger RNA, 1905 nt
Organism: Trypanosoma conorhini
Lineage: Eukaryota; Euglenozoa; Kinetoplastea; Trypanosomatida; Trypanosomatidae
Product: surface protease GP63
Exons: 1
Coding region: 1-1905 (634 amino acids)
Biological process (GO): proteolysis; cell adhesion
Cellular component (GO): membrane; cytoplasm
Molecular function (GO): metalloendopeptidase activity
Source: RefSeq, a predicted model, not a curated record